AUAAUUUAACAGAGUUCAGUAGAACUGUCAGCUGUUUAACAGAUAGACUAGAUAUUCUCAUUAAUAAUGCCGGAAUAUCACCUAAAGCAACCAGAAUAAACUUAGUUAGUCCGGAGCAAAUGGAACGUACCCUUCAUACAAACCUGAUUGCACCUCUUUUUAUUACUAAAGCUUUAAUAAAUAUUCUCGCUAAACCAGUGGAGGGACCUGGUUCUCUGGUAGUUAAUAUAUCCAGUAUACUAGGAUCUAUAGCAGAAAAUACAAAACAGGGCGGUCUGUAUCCAUAUAGAUGUUCUAAAGCUGGAUUAAAUGCACUUACUAGAUCUCUUAGUAUAGAUCUUAAACAUCAGAAUAUAUCAGCUGUAAGUAUACACCCAGGCUGGGUUAAAACAGAUAUGGGAGGAAACAAUGCCCCUCUCACAGCAGCUCAAUCUAUUCAAGGUGUGCUUUCAUUCCUAGACGAAUUUAAACCUGAAGAACACAAUGGAAACUUCUAUGACAAUAUUGGAAACCCACUGCCGUGGUAAUAAGAAAAUACAGUGUCAAAACAUGGUCAAAACCUGCCGCCAUUUUGAAAUACUGUACACUGUACAGUUUAUUGUGUACACCACACAGUACAUUUUUAAGUGUUAUCUGAACAAUGUACACUAUAGAGUAUUCAUUGUCUAAAAAGAUAAAAUAUAAUUUUCCUCAUCUUAAAUAAUAUUUCAGAA
This is a messenger RNA of Eurytemora carolleeae, 713 nucleotides long. Its product is annotated as C-factor. The record is from RefSeq and is a predicted model, not a curated record. Lineage: Eukaryota; Metazoa; Arthropoda; Copepoda; Calanoida; Temoridae.